Neltuma alba is the source of this 974-nucleotide messenger RNA. Its product is annotated as thioredoxin-like protein slr0233. The transcript is spliced from 4 exons. The coding region runs from base 150 to 695 and encodes 181 amino acids. NCBI's taxonomy places the organism in Eukaryota, Viridiplantae, Streptophyta, Magnoliopsida, Fabales, Fabaceae. The record is from RefSeq and is a predicted model, not a curated record. Gene Ontology annotation, cellular component: cytoplasm. Gene Ontology annotation, molecular function: protein-disulfide reductase activity.
UGGCUCCUUUCUUCGCUCUCAUUUUCGGAUUUUAGAGAUAUUCUUUCAUUUCGUAACAGAUAUUUUCUCUUUCUGAUUAUCCAAACACGAUACGUUGAGCUGAUUUCCGCUUUCCAGUUCUAGAUUAUCUCUUCCUUAGCUGAGGUUCUAUGGCAGUCUCCGUUUCUGCUUCCAAGAUUCUCUGCUUGAAGUCGGACCGUUCCACACGGUUCGGUGUCGCUUCUGCAGCAGUUUCUUCUUCGUCUUCUUCUCCGACAAAACUAUCAUUUCUCUCGUCCCUACAAUUUCCUGUACGAACUCGUCUUCUUCGAAAUGGAAGCAUCGGGGUUGUCGCUUCCCGGCGGCCUCGAAUUCUUCCUCUGGUGGAGGCAAAGAAGCAAACUUUUUCCUCAUUUGAUGACAUGCUUGCUAAUUCUGAAAAACCUGUAUUGGUUGACUUUUAUGCAACCUGGUGUGGUCCUUGUCAAUUCAUGGCACCCGUACUUAGCGAAGUAAGCACUCGGCUUAGAGAUGUUAUACUUGUAGCAAAGGUUGACACUGAAAAGUAUCCUAGCAUUGCUGACAAAUACAGAAUUGAGGCAUUGCCUACUUUCAUAGUCUUUAAGGACGGAAAACCCCUUGAUCGCUUUGAGGGAGCAUUGACUGCAGAUCAGCUGAUUGAACGGAUAGAAUCCAGUCUCAAGGUUAAGCAAUAAUGAUACUUAGCCUCUAUUGUUUUUCUGUAGCUUAGCAUGACUGUAAUAAAGAUACUUGCUUAAGGGCAUCUGUAAGCGAGUAGAUGUACAUUGUCCCCCACACUAGCUCCAGAAAUCCCUUAUUAUUGGUAUUUUUUAUGAGGAAGCUGUCUUCAACUGUUAUGAAGCCCCUAGACAAAAAUGGAUAUUGCCUAAUGUAAUACUGGAUCUUAUAGACGGCGUUAGCUUGGAAAAUGACAAUUCCUGUUUUAGCAUUGUUAUUAUUAUUCUUUUUUUCAA